AUGCGUUCUGGACCUGAUAUUGUGGCUCUACCUGACGAAGGUCGCUACGAGCUGCUUUUGGACAGCCAGAAUCGCGUUGUGGGAAUACGCGUGAUGAUGGGCGAUGUCCUGUGUUGGCAGCUAUCCGGUGCUGUGCUGUUUGUGGCUGCUUCUGGGGAUGAUGAGGAAGCUGCGUACGUGCAGCAAGUGAACAUCAGCGUGCAGCAGGAAGAGGCAAUGCCAGUUCUGUUUACGCCAUUUGGUGGACUAGCAUAUUUCGCAGGCAUUCUGGCUUAUCUCUUCUUCUUCUGCAUGUCAUGCGGGCUUGUUCGUACCGGCGAGCUGAGUGUCCAAGCAGAGGAUGUUGACGUAUGGUGGUACGUACUUCGCAGUCUAAUCAUUGGUGGGCAGGUUUGGGCGCAGUUGCUCGUCGAUACCCUCCUCGGAAGGCAGCAGCCGCUCCAUGCUGCCACUGGAGCCAUACUUUUUGGCGCCGUCGUGUGGACUUUGGCCGACUUCUUCGUCAUACUUUCUUUCGAGCAUGGCGCCCACAUUAUUUCCUCUACGAAGCAUUUUGCUUCGAGUUAUCUAGUUUGGCACAGUUGGCCUGCGGCUUCUUUGUGGCUCGCUGUUGUCACACAUGGCUCCCUAGUUCUGGAGCAGGCAGCAGGACAGGCAGGACACAAGAUGCCAUGA
Molecule: messenger RNA, 675 nt
Organism: Symbiodinium natans
Lineage: Eukaryota; Dinophyceae; Suessiales; Symbiodiniaceae
Source: the annotation of a GenBank genome assembly